UGUUUGGAGGCUGAGUGGACUAGUUAGAGGACUACUGGGACACAGAUACUUUUCCACAUAACUCCGGCUACAAGGAGACAAAGAGGCUGAGUGACUUUAUUAAUCCUCGACAAUUGAAGCAGCAGCAGACUGGAGGACUCACAUCAGAAGCUGCAGCGCAGAUCCACUGGAGAUAUUUGGGAACAUGCAAGGUGCACGCUGACCACAGGUAGCGCGCUGUGACAUUGGCCUUGCUUGCCAAUUUGUCCCUGUUCCUCUUGGGAGGACCCAUUCACCAGGAAAAUAUGUUGACACUGCCAUUCGAGGAACCUCAUAUGAUGUGUGAGACGCGGUUUGGUGCCAAUUAUCCCCGUGAAAGCUUACCUGAGAGCCUGGACAAGGAGCGAGAGCUGCACGACCCCGACAGGUCCAACUCAGACAUGAGGGACGCCGAGGACGACCUGUCCGACAGGGACGACGACGAGAGGGAGUGCGAUCAGGAUGACGACGGGCUUCCUAAAAAGCGGGGGCCGAGAAAAAAGAGGCCCCAUAAGGAGGGGGACAGGUCCAAAGUACGGCGCCAUGAAGCCAACGCCCGAGAGCGCAACCGGAUGCACUGCCUGAACGACGCGCUGGAGAGCCUGCGCAAAGUUGUGCCGUGCUACUCAAAAACUCAAAAACUGUCAAAGAUUGAGACGCUUAGACUGGCUAAAAACUACAUCUGGGCCCUGUCAGAGACUCUGAGCGCGGGGAAGAGACCGGACCUCCUCACCUUCGUACAGACUUUGUGCAAAGGAUUAUCUCAGCCCACGACCAACUUAGUGGCCGGUUGUUUGCAGCUGAACGCGAGAAAUUUCCUCACAGACCACAACGGGGAGGUCAUGUUCUCUGGCAGGUCGCCCUACGACGCCAUGUACUCGUACCCGGGCUCAGACAUGAACACGCCCCCCGGCCACAGCGGGAGCAGCUUGGACAGCAGCGCCAAGCCGUUCAGACACUACAGCUACAGCGGCGCGUACGAGCCCUACUACGAGAACCCGUCCCCGGAGGGCGGGAGCCCGCAUUUCGACGGCCAGCUGAGCCCCCCGAUGAACUUUAACGGGAUUUUCUCCCUAAAAUCCCACGACGACCCGCCAGACUACGGCAAAAGCAGCCACUACGGCAUGCGCUACUGCAGUGCGCCAGGACGCACGGCUCUUGCGCACAACUCCAUGUACCGAGUGUCCCCAGAGGGCCGUUUCCCCUACGAUCUGCACGUCCGCAGCCAGUCCUUCCAAGCACAAGGGGAAGUUAAUGGCUCUUUCCACAAUUAAUCAAUCAGCUGGACAAAGUUCAAGUUUCAGAAGCGAUGCAAUUUCCCCCCGCAGAUGUCGAGUGUGGAACGAAAUGGACUCCAGACACGCUGAUGCACUGCAAACAUGCCAGUUUUAACAAGUCAUUUUCUGUUGAAUGUGCAGUCUUGUUCUUCUUUCAAACGUGGUAAAAGUCUGCAAAUUAGAUAUAGUCAUUUUUCACUUGAUAUCAAAUCUUGUAACGAUGUAAGGCAGAGCAAACACAACGAAACGCUUUUUUUUUGCUUUGGAAACAAAUGAAAUCAUUUCAUUCAGAUUUAUUUAAAUGCUUCACUGCCACAAAUUAGUUCCAACUGGAAAGCCCACAAAUGUGGAGUAAUUGGUUAAAGAUGUAGUUUUUUUUUAGCACAUUGUUUACAGUUACAGUGCAUUAUUUUUGUUUGUUUAUGGCUGCACUGCAGAUACCAUGAUAUAAAGCUGGAAUAGUGGACAAUUCAUUUUAUUUCUCCUUAUUAAAUUAGAUCUGUUGACAUAAAUCAGCUAGCUAAAUGAAAGAACCAGAGAAGAAUUUCACCUCAUCAGGGAAGUUUGCUGAGACAUGAUUGGAGUUCACAGAUUCAGUCUGUUAGCAAUAAAAGGUCAAUUGAGCUAUGCAAGGCAGCCAAAUGCAAUCUUUGCUUAUAAAAAAAAAUGAUGUAUAUGUUUCCUCUCACAAGGCGUUUCUCAUAAUCUAAUAUCUAAUUAAAAUGACAAUUACACAAAAUUAAUUAUUAAAAAAUGGAGACGUGCACGUGUUAAGGAGACCUGAUGAUGAUGAUGAUGUCAUCUGAAGUGGUCCUAUAAAUACAGUAAGGAAGCUGUGGGGAAAAAAGUUAAAGUUAAAAUGCAUUUGUAUUUGGAGUAAAUAGUGUGGUAACGAGGUGAAUGUAAAUUAUUAUUAUUGUAUUUAUUUAUUUAUUUAUUUAAGCUUAUUUAUUAUAAGUCCGUCAAUUUGAAUGUGGAUAAUAUAUUAUUAAAAAUAUUGUAAAAUUCAACAGUGUUACCCUUUUUAUGUGCAUUCCCCCAUACAUUCAAAGUUGUUUUUUUUCUGUUGCAUUGUUGUAAAUUUCACUGCAGCUGGAAGGGAAAUCAUUUUGUGUGAGGUGGACAAAAUGUUUUAGAACUAUAUGAAACAACAUGCCUUAAAAAAGAGAUGACGACCAUCAAUAUGCAACGAAAUGACAGUUUUUGGAUCGUUUGAUGUGAACUUUUUACACUUCCCUGUUCCUGCUGAAGAGCAGCUGUGAUGCACUUCAUGUAUUUCUGCACAAUGUUGGUGACUGUACUCAUAAAUUCUGUUGAUUUUGUAACUUUA
Centropristis striata (black sea bass) is the source of this 2625-nucleotide messenger RNA. RefSeq names its product neuronal differentiation 6b (gene neurod6b). Gene Ontology annotation, molecular function: protein dimerization activity. Lineage: Eukaryota; Metazoa; Chordata; Actinopteri; Perciformes; Serranidae. The record is from RefSeq and is a predicted model, not a curated record. The transcript has 4 exons. Bases 285 to 1292 code for a protein of 335 amino acids.